AUGCUGCAAUGUCUCUCUCUGAAAUCAUCGUCGUCAACAACCUCAAUCUCACCAGCUGCUGCAGCUGCGGCUCCCGAUAUCCAUUCUCAUCCUCCCCCACCUCCCCGAUCGCAAGGAGGAACGAGCUCUGAGGCCUCGCCCUCCGCCACUCUCACCCACGAGUACGGGCUCGCCGUCCAAACCCAGUCCUACAAUGAGAUUUGGUCUAGGAUUCAUGAGGUCCAUGACCACCACCACCAUGAUGAGGUGGAGGGGGACUCGGAGGAAGAGAACCACCACGAGAGGCAGAGGCAGAGGCAGCGGCUUCUUUUGGAGCAAGUGCUUCAGCCCAACCGACAGUGCGUGGAAGAGGCACUUCGCCAAGCCAAGCCCAACUCCCUCACCCGUCUGGUCUCUGACUACUUCGACCAGAGCGAAAACACCACCCAAGUAUGCCUCAUGCUCCACCGCUACGUCUAUCGAGCGCGUAAGCUCUAUGCGCCUCUCUAUCAACUCCUCGACGUUGUACAAUCGGAGGAGGAGUCUCUGAGCCUUAACCUCAGCCAAUCCCAGUGCAGUCGGGCCUUGGAAGUCUUUCUCCAAUUCGACCGCCAUGACAACCCCUUCCCUUCCCCUGACGACUCCGACUCCGACAAUUUCGACGACAUGCUCCGCUGCUUCUCCCAGCUCAAGCACCAGCUCGACGCCCGCCUCCGCUCCUCCCGCUCCAGAAUCCGCCUCCUUCGCCGCGCCACUCUUGCCUCUGCCCUCUGCUUCAUUGGCACUGCCCUCGGAGUCGCCGUCUCUGCCGUCGCCAUGACUGUCCAUGCCCUCACUGCCGCCCUCGUCGUUGUUGCAGGGCCACCUUUGUGCUGCACUCCCACCGCCACUGGCAAUGGCGCUGGCUCCUCUUGUUGCAGUUGCAGCAGCAACAGCAUGAUGACUGCCAUUGAGAAGAAGGAGGUUGCCCAUAUGAAGCAACUUGAUGCUGCCGCCAUGGGUACUUGUGUCCUCAACAAUGAUCUUGCCACCAUUGACCGCCUUGUUCGCCGUCUACACACGGCGGUGGAGGGAGACAAGCUUCUGAUUCGCCUUGGAUUGGAGAGGGGCUCUGUCACUGGAACUGCCACCGACAAGCAUCCGAUUCAGGAGGUGCUCAAACAGCUGAGCAAGAGCCACCCCAAUUUCCUCCGACUCCUCAACGAACUUGAGGAGCAUAUAUGCCUCUGCUUUAACACCGUCAACAGGGCCAGGUCGAUGCUUCUCCAACACAUGUCUAGUCUAGUCUACUCCUCCUGA
Molecule: messenger RNA, 1278 nt
Organism: Prunus armeniaca (apricot)
Lineage: Eukaryota; Viridiplantae; Streptophyta; Magnoliopsida; Rosales; Rosaceae
Source: the annotation of a GenBank genome assembly